This is a messenger RNA of Lottia gigantea (owl limpet), 1317 nucleotides long. RefSeq lists its product as hypothetical. Lineage: Eukaryota; Metazoa; Mollusca; Gastropoda; Lottiidae. Gene Ontology annotation, molecular function: 5'-nucleotidase activity. The record is from RefSeq and is a predicted model, not a curated record. The coding region runs from base 1 to 1317 and encodes 438 amino acids. The transcript has 12 exons.
AUGACAGACUCGUUCAUAAAUUUUCAGGAUUUUGAUGCAUAUGGUUUUGACUUGGAUCACACCAUAUUGAAAUAUAAAUUAGUCAACGCUUUCAAUCUGUCCUAUGAUUGUGUUACAGAUUAUUUGGUUGAAAAAGGCUAUGAUAAAAGAAUACAACAUGAUCUUGAAAAAUAUAAAGAUUUCAUAUCCAAGGGCUUGGUAUUAGAUAUUGGUAAGGGUAAUAUAAUAAAACUAGGAUCUAAAGGAGAGGUGAUACAGGGUAAACAUGGCACUAAAUCUUUGAGCCAUGAUGAAUUGAUUCAGAUUUAUGGAGAAGAUUUGAAGUUUGAACAUUCUGAUGUUAUUUUUAAAACCAUGCAGAAUAGUGUCAAUUACAGAUAUUUUGAGAAUUAUUUUGAUACCCCAGGUUUAGUUGCUAUGGCCAGAUUAAUAGAUAUAAUUGAUGAAAAGAAAAUGACUUAUGAAGAAGUUUGGAUUGAUGUUAUGAAAGCUUUACAGAAUUGUUACACCUUUCAAGGAUUUAAAUUGGAUACAGGUGGAUUUUUUCCAGCCUUAAAAAAAGAGCCACACAAAUAUCUCGAAAAAUGUAGUGCUGAUGUUAAAAAAUGGUUGAAGAGUUUAAAAGAAGGAAAGAAAUGUGUAUUUUUAGUGACCAGCUCUUAUGUAGAUUUUGCAUCCUUCACAUCAGAAUAUAUAUUAGGCAAGGAUUGGAGGGAAUAUUUUGAUAUAUGUGUAUUUUAUGCCAGAAAACCAAGUUUUUUCUCUGACAAGAAUCCAUUUUUAAGAAUAGAAGGUGACAGUGAAAAAGAACCUGUAACAGAAUUAAAAGUUGGUGGUUUCUAUAGUCAAGGAAACUUUGGCGAAUUAGAUAAAUUUAUUUCGGAUUAUACUGGUAAAAAAGAUCCAAAAGUUGUAUAUUUUGGUGAUAAUAUAUGUGCUGAUUGUUAUCCAUCUAAAACCUAUGCUGAUUGGUCUGCUGUAUUGAUAUUAGAAGAAAUGGAUGCUGAAGGGUAUUUAUGUUCUGAUGGUACUGUUCCUGGUCAUAAACAUGAUGGUGAAUCAAAUAAUAAAAAAGCUAAAUUUGAGGUUAACAUUACUAAUGAAUGGGGCCCAUUUUUAUGUUAUGGUGACCAAAAGGGUACAAAAGUAAUGAAUACAUUUUGGGGCUCAGUCAUUAGUAAAUAUUCCUGUAUAACUGUUCCCAGCUUGGAAUAUCUAUCAGGUGUUCCACUGGAUCACAAGUUUAAAAAGUUCUCUGAAGAAGACGGCAAUAUAGAGGGAUUUCAUCCUGGUAUACCAAGCUCAUUGUUGCCUUGA